ACAUUAAUUGAAAAAUAGGCCUAAAAAACCUAACCGGUGAAUCUGAUAAAUAGCAAUAUUCAACCUUCUCUAGCUUUACAUCUUAUCGUUAUUUCUUGUGGCAAAAUAAUGCUAAGUGACUUGUGGUUUUUGAGAUCGUGUUUCUAUUUCAACCUUAUCUAUCUUUGCACUGUUAUGGUGAUUAAUUUCUUGUGGCAAAAAUGUGAUAAGUGAGUCAAUGUUAUAGAGACACCACUUGGGAGUUCUAUAAUAACCUAACUUCAAAUAGUUUCUUCCAUAGAAGCAAACUUAUUUUGCUUUGUCGCUUUAUAAUGAUAAACCCUUUUUUGCCUAUACAUGUCGCAGAUGCUUUCAUCACUCCAAGAGAUAGGGUCGUUACCAGAGGACACAAAUAUAUACUGCGGCCGUGAAAGCACAGCAGAGAAUUUGAUAGAGAUUAUAGGAAAUGAAUAACAACACAUAAAUUUUGGGUAGUUUUCUAUUAUUGGGUUUUUGAGUACAAGAGGAUCUCCUGAAUUGAAUUUAGCCGAUGGGUAAGUUUAGUUCCUUAAUUGAGAAAGCCCAAGCGUAAAGUAUUGAGGAAAAGCCCAAGCGUACUUGUAAGUUGAAUAAUACCGUACAUGGGAUCUGUAGUUAUCGAAAGAAACCUAUCGAAUGUUGUUUGGUAAAAAUGAAAACCCUAAUUUGAAUGCCGAUAUACUUGAAGAAUUGUUCCUUAGGCUUCCCCUGAAAUCUCUGGGCAGAUUGAAAAGCGUGUCCAAAGAAUGGAAAUCGAUACUGGAAUCAAUGUGGUUCGUUGAGAAACAUCUCAGUCUUGCAAAAUCUAGCCGGAAAAUCCUCUUAGCCUACGACUGCGAAUGCGGCGUCUCUCCGAGUCUCCUCCCCGGACUGCGGGACUUCGAAUGGAGCCAAGAGUUUGUAUAUUUGCACUGCGACGCCACACGACCGUCGAUGAGUUACGAGGGUUUUGUCUGUUUCCCGGAAGCAGAGAGGGUCAACGUUUUGAAUCCCUCCACGGGUCAACUCCGGCGAUUCCAUUGCCCCUCCCUCUCGAAUCCCCGCCCAAAAUCCAGCACGUUUCGGGAAGAAUCAUGGACGACUUAUUUCCCGGGAUAUUGUGCGAUGGGAUUCGGUAGAGACAAUGUUAAGGGUAGCUAUAAAGUAGUGAGGAUCUUCUUUGAUCCUACCUAUUGCGAUAUCCUUGAUGUCAACACUGGUAAAUGGCGGAAACUUUGGAAACCACGUCGUUGCAAGGUUGAUGUCGGAAGAAAAUCGGCGCGUGUCAACGGAUCAAUCUACUGGUUACGAAUUAGGCGUGGUCAUGUCUACGCGAUAGUAGCUUUGGACCUCCACACGGAAGAGUUCCAUGAUGUCCCACGUCCACAUCUUCCCAAGGGCAUCAUGUUUGAAGCACAGAUUGUAAACAUUAGGGAUCGUCUUGCCAUAGCCAUGCCCAGAUAUAUAUGGAGUAUGGAUGGACAAAAAGAAACAUGGAGCAAGACUCACUCCAUUAGUUUAGCUUCUCUUGGUAUGGUGGAGUCUAGGUCCUUCACACCCAUGACUCUCUCUAAGCAAGGGGAUGUUCUCUUCUAUGACGAUGAAGACUUGCUGUUCAAGUAUAUUUCAGAGAAAGACAAACUCCAAAGGCUCCCUGAAGACAUUUGUGUUAUAUCUCCUUCCUUACGUUGAGAACUUGGUCCCACUUCCGGCUAUACAAGUCGAGUUAAGGACUGGAAUUACUUGCCUCCACCCGGAAACAGAAACAACGGAUGGGAUGUUCAGAGAUCUAGGAACUUGGCUAUGGAAGAAGAAAAUCCUCAUGCUUGUCUGUUUCCUGUGUGGUCUGCUGCUUCUGCACUUCUGGCUAACUCUUGAACCCAUCCAGAAGAAGGCUGUUUUUUCAGUUCCAUUCGUCAUCAUCCGGAUGUUUUUUAUCUUGUUUUUCUCAUAAAACAAAUCCUCGGCAUGAUUCUUUAUUCACUUUCGAAUCUAACUACUUUAU
Messenger RNA from Arabidopsis lyrata subsp. lyrata, 2002 nucleotides. RefSeq names its product F-box/LRR-repeat protein At2g43260. Bases 655 to 1689 code for a protein of 344 amino acids. The record is from RefSeq and is a predicted model, not a curated record. The transcript has 5 exons. Gene Ontology annotation, molecular function: protein binding. Lineage: Eukaryota; Viridiplantae; Streptophyta; Magnoliopsida; Brassicales; Brassicaceae.